CACAACGUAUCAACUUUGAUAAAUAAAAUUUCACCCUAAAAGAAGAAAAAAAAGAACUUUUGAUAAAUAAUCUUUUUACCACAUGACUCACCCUUGAAUGGUUUAAAAUAAUACCAAAAAAGGGGAGAGACAUGGUGCCCUGCUAAGCCAACAUUUGGCAAGCAACAUCCAAAACCAAAUAGGAGCACAUUUCCUAGUUCUGGAGACUUUGAUCAAUCACGGGCAAUUGGAUAAUAAGUUAACAAAACUGCUCCCCCCAAAAUAUGCUUUUUAUUAUUUGAUCGAUCCAUCCAUCCAUCCAUCUAUAUAUAACCGCACAAAUCCAUCACCAACCACAACUCAAACAGUUUAAUUCACUCCCAAAUUCUUUAGCCAUGAUGAGCUUGGACGUCUACCACAGCCUGAUCUUCGGCGGGAUGAACAAGCAUCAUGAUUGGGCCAGCUCGGAUCAUUACUUCCACGUGGCGGCCGCGGCGGCGCAGUCGUCGUCGGAGGUGGUGGAAGCAGCGAUUGGUGAUCAUGGAAUCGACGAGGAUGACAUCUUGUACGCGGAGCUGAGCAGGCAGGUCCUCCUGCUGACGGCCGAUGACGACGAGGAUAUCGAAGAAGUGGAGGCUCGACGGCGCCGUUUCGAUGACGUCGGUAGUGGUUACGGUAACUUCAUGAAGAGGUCGGCGUCGGUGAACAGCAACGAGGGUUUCAACUGGAGUAAUUUUGGGUCGGAUUUUUUUACUGCUGGGGUUAAUCAUCAUCAUCAUCAGUAUGGAAAUUUACCUGCUGCUGCUGGUCGUGGCGGCGGCGGCGGCUGGCCGCAGGGGAAUUCGACGUGGGGGAGCGCUGCUGUUAAUACGGGGACUGGGGUUUUCAUCCCUCAUGUGGCCAACUCAAAGAGAAGGAGCCGGCGAGGCAAGAAGAACGGGAAGAAGAGAGCCGCAGCCGGAAGCAAGCAAGCUGGUGAGAGCAAGCAAUGAUUACUGACUGUGGCUGCAUGUAGAAUUCUUUUUUAUCGAUGGAUUGGUUUGGUUAUAAGAGGAAAGGAGGAUUCUUUCUGCAAUUGAAGGGAGAGAGCUUGUUGGCUCUAUUUUUUUUUUUUUUGGUGUGCUGCUGCUGAUGAUUUUUGUUUCUGUGUGUGGGAUUCCUGUGAUCCUGAUGAUUUUGUUGCCAUCUAUUUAUUUCCUGCCAUAUUUUUCCUUUCUGAGUGUAAGAAGGGAUCUGUAUGUUAACCAUAAUUUUGGUUUUUCUUCUCUGGGUUUCCAGCAACUAUACCAAUUGAUGUAUUGUUUUGAUGAUGAGAUGAAUGGCAAAACCAGCCAGAAAUAAGUUGAGAGAAUGAAAGAGAUUUUCUUUA
Messenger RNA from Linum trigynum, 1348 nucleotides. The record is from the annotation of a GenBank genome assembly. Lineage: Eukaryota; Viridiplantae; Streptophyta; Magnoliopsida; Malpighiales; Linaceae.